Molecule: messenger RNA, 600 nt
Organism: Eptesicus fuscus (big brown bat)
Lineage: Eukaryota; Metazoa; Chordata; Mammalia; Chiroptera; Vespertilionidae
Gene: CSTL1
Product: cystatin like 1
Exons: 3
Coding region: 144-563 (139 amino acids)
Molecular function (GO): cysteine-type endopeptidase inhibitor activity
Source: RefSeq, a predicted model, not a curated record
UGUUGAAAGAAAGAGGUCCAGGUCUCAGUCUCUGUUUAAAUGCAGGCAGCUGUCUUCGAGAAAGUCUGCAUUGGCGAGGGCUGUGGAUGAGCAGUGAGCGAGCCUGAAGGCGCAGUGGAUAGCAGGUUUCUGAAGCUGCAGACAUGGGAGCUGAAUGCUGGAGAAACCUUCUGCUGUUGUUGGCUGCUCUGGUCCUGACGGCCAAAUUGGGUCACUUUCAAAGGUGGGGAGGCUUCCAGGAGAAGUCUACAAGCAAGAAAAACAUGAAUUCAACACUCAAAUUCUUUAUUGAAAACUACAACAAUGUGAGCAAUGACACCUACUUAUUUCGAGUAGACAAGCUACUUCAAAGUUAUAUGCAGCUGACAACCGGAGUGGAGUAUCUGGCCACCGUAAAGAUUAGCCGGACCAAGUGCAAAAAGAACAGCACAAAGAGUCAUGCAUGCCCCCGACAAAGCGAGAAGAAGUUGAAGAAGAGUUUCAUUUGCGAUUUUUUGAUAUACACUGUGCCCUGGAUCAACUAUUACGAGCUUUGGAACAACUCCUGUCAAGAGGCCUACUAGUAAAUGGGUUUGUGCAAAGAUCCUCGAUGAAACCUUA